Molecule: messenger RNA, 2811 nt
Organism: Neurospora hispaniola
Lineage: Eukaryota; Fungi; Ascomycota; Sordariomycetes; Sordariales; Sordariaceae
Exons: 4
Coding region: 1-2811 (936 amino acids)
Biological process (GO): proteolysis
Molecular function (GO): calcium-dependent cysteine-type endopeptidase activity
Source: RefSeq, a predicted model, not a curated record
AUGAGCUUUACAUCUAACUUUGGCAAGGAACACGAGCGUCGUCUCGCCGAAUCCCAUGGCCAAGAAGCACUCAAACAUGCCAUUGCGGCCGCCGAGAUUUACAUGCGCGCAGCCGAAAAAGCCGCCAACCCCAAAGACCGCAACCGCCUACAGCGAAAAUGUAGCGACCUCAUAGCCCUUGGCGAACGACUCAAAGCCAAUGCAAAAUCCGCCGCUACUUCUGCCCGCUCGCCAGUGCCCGAAUCGACGCGGACGCUGACCAUUGCCGAGAAAACUCUUCUCCUAAAAUCGUCCAAGUUGCAUGGCAAUAUCUUUCCACCGUGGGAGAAGACACCAGCUUCGGAUGAGUUUGCCGCCUCAAAGGCAGCCGAUGGGUGCUAUACGGACCAUUCACCCUUUACUCUCUCCCCUGAGCAGCAAGACAUAUUUGCCGGCUGGAAGAGGCCACAUGAGAUUUUCAUGGAUGUGCCGGAACGGGAGGCAGACGUCUUCAUGACUGCGACGGAAAGCAUUGAUCUCGGUCAGGAUUUGGCAACCGAUUGCUCGGUCGUAGCAAGCUUGUGUGCUGCUGUCCGGCAAUUCGGCCCAAGGACAGGCUCGUUGCUUUCCUCUCUCAUGUAUCCUUAUGACGACGACGUCAAGCGACCAGCCGUAUCACAAAAUGGCAAGUACAUCUUCCGCAUGUACUUCAAUGGCUGUUGGCGCAAGGUGCUCAUAGACGACCGUCUUCCGACCUCUUCCUCCGAGCGCACGCUUUAUGUAGUGGACCGACGCAAUCCAUAUCUGAUCUGGCCGGCAUUGAUCGAGAAAGCCUACUUGAAGAUUCGAGGCGGCUAUGACUUUCCUGGCAGCAACUCUGGCACGGACUUACACGCUCUUACCGGUUGGAUUCCAGAGCAAAUAUUUCUUCAAACCGAUGACAUCGAGCUGAAUGAGACAUGGAGCCGUAUCAAGACAGCGUACGAACAAGGCAACGCGCUAGUGACACUCGGUACCGGCAAACUCUCCCGUGAGGAAGAGCGAACCCUUGGCCUGGUUAGAGAGCACGACUACGCAGUACUUGACCUUCGGAACGACGGAAACAACCGACUCUUUCUAGUGAAGAACCCAUGGCGGGACAGCUUGGUAUGGACGGGUGUAGGAUCAACUGCCACCUCGAGCACCGACAGGAGCGGAUCCUCAGAAGAGAGCAUGUCCAACACCUUCUGGAUGACCUUUGAGGAUGUCCUCCAACACUUCGACUCACUCUACGUCAACUGGAGUCCUUCCCUCUUCCGGUUCCGUCAAGACCACCACUUUACAUGGACAAUCCCUCCAAAAGCCGAAGAGCUGGUCUUCACCCAAAACCCACAAUACAGCAUUCUCUCCCACACCGGUAGCCCAGUCUGGGUCCUCCUCAACCGGCACUGGCAAGACUCCGAACUCGACAUCCUCCGCGAACGCAAGCAAGAACACGACUUCCACCAGCCCCUAAAAUCCCUUGGCUACAUGUCCCUCUCCCUCUUUGCCUCCCACCCGCCCGGUACGCGCAUCCCCCUCUCCGAAGGCUCCCACCACGCCCUGCACCAAGGUCCCUACGUCGACAGCCCCAACACGCUCCUCCGCUACUCUCCCACGCCCGGCGUUGCCCAAACCCUCGUUAUUGCUCAAUCCGACCUCCCGCUCCCUUCCUACUCCUUCACCCUCUCCUUCUUCUCUAACUCGCCCUUAACCAUCUCCCCGGCCUCCGACCCGCUUCCCUAUAACGAAACCAUCACGGGGGCCUGGACCCGCCGCACAGCCGGCGGCUCAACGGUCUACCCAUCCUACGUCACCAACCCGCAAUACGCCCUCACGCUCACCCGCCCUUCUCCCUUGUCUCUGGUCCUCAGCACCGAGAGGGCUGACAACCUCCCUGUGCACAUUGCGGUCCUCUACUCCAACGGCGGACAACGCGUCACGGCCGUCGUGGGGCGGGAUCUCAUUUGUUCGAGCGCCGAGUAUCAAAGGGGGUGCACGUUUGCUUCUACGCUGCCUUCUUCCAACACCUCCAACGCCUCCGUGGCAUCCAACAACCACGGACACACCUCCUCCCUCAUCGACCCGGGUACCUACACCAUAGUCCUCUCCACCUACGAGCCCGGGCAAACAGGCCGGUACUCCCUCCGCGUCAGCGCCGCUUGCCCAUUCACUAUCGAGCCGAUCCUAUCGGACGCAGCAGGGCGUUUACGCACGCCCGCUCCCUCGCCUGCCACCUUCCGCCAAGGCGAGGGAAGAGUUCGCGCCCGCGUCGACGUCGCCAGACUCACCCGUGCCAGCGUAUUAGCGCGAUCCGUCAAGACGGGAUCUACUACGCAAAAGACGGCCAUGGUGAGAGUAGCCCUUGAACUAGGUACUAUCGAAGGACGAAAACGAGUAUUAGCCAGCACGGCUUCGGGAGGCGGGGGCGAGUUGGCGGCUAGUCUAAGUAAUCUCAGUCUUUCGGAGAGGCUCGGAGGGAUCGGAGGAAUUGGAGCUGGACAUAUACAUGGCGGGCAGGGUACCACUGAAGGGGAUGGAUACAGCGCCAAGGGGGAGUUUGCGGAUGCUAGUCUAGGUUUAAGAACGAGAGAGGUGGAUUUGGAUCCGGAUGUGAUCAGGGUGUAUGGAGGAUUGUGGUUGGUUGUUGAACAAAUUGGUGGUGGUGGUCAGGGUCAUGUAACUGAGGGGAGUGAUGAUGAUGGUGGUGGUGGUGGUGGUGGUGGUGGUGGUGGUGGCGGCGGAGUGCAUGUUGAAAUUUCGAGUGAUGGGGUAGUGAGUAUUGGGGAGUGGAAGGCUGCUAAUGAGGAUUAA